AUGCUAAUCUUUUCUUCUUUUCGGGACAUUGGAAUAGCUAUUAGCAGAAAACCCUUUUACGGAUCUCCUAAUAAUGCCUCGAGGCAGUCACUGGAGCUUGUUGGCCGCGAGAUGCAAUUCACUUCAAAAGAACUAAAAUCCGUAGGGAGUUACAAACUGGUAAGAGAUGAAACUUCAUUUUCAUUUAUUAUUUUUAGGAUGGUGGUAGAUACUGGGUGCAUAGAUGUGCAAGAAAUUUUACUUAGGAAGCACAGAGGAGAUGCUAUUGGUAACGCUUUUGCAUUUGGAAUUGCUAUCUUGUCUUUGUAUUUGCAUCUUGUUGCGGGAGUUAUAGUCCACCUCACCUGGGAGAAGAUCUCCAUGUCGCCUCAGUAUCUCACCUUGUCCUGGCUACAGCAAGUCAUCCUCUAUCGUGUUUGCUUGCAUCUUGUUGCAGGAGUUAUAGUCCGCGUGGGAAAAGAUCUCCAUAUCGCCUCAGUAUCUCACCUUGUCCUGGCUACAGCAAGUCAUCCUCUAUCUUCCAUUGCCAAAGUAUUAACUGUACAUUUAGAAACCGGAGAGUUCCCGAUUUCUCUCCAAGAAAAGGAGCACUCAUUUGUAAAUUGUAAAUAUCAUUAUCAUCCAAGAGAUCCAAAUUCCAAGGUCCCAAUUCCUCGCCGGAGCCACCUCCAAUCACCGUCUUCGAUGGGUAUAGACACCACUGCCGCCGUCGCCGCUGCAGUGGAUGGCGACUCGGAAUCAGCCUCUCUGUUAAUCCCCAAAUCAUCUUCCACCAACCCCCAAAAGAUCCCUAAAGACAGUUUCAACAUGGCCUACAUAAUCUACUUCACAUUGGGCGCAGGUUACCUUCUUCCCUGGAACGCAUUCAUCACAGCCGUUGAUUACUUCAGCUACCUCUACCCCGAUGUCUCCGUUGACCGUGUAUUCUCCAUAGUGUAUAUGCUGAUAGGGCUUACGAGCUUGCUUUUCAUUGUGUCGUUUGCUCACAAAUCGAAUUCUUUUGUGAGAAUUAAUGUGGGAAUGGUGCUAUUUGUGAUAGCGCUCUUGGUGGUGCCUUUGAUGGAUGUUUGGUACAUAAAGGGAAGAGUUGGAGUGUAUGGUGGAUUCUAUAUGACGGUGACAUUGGUGGGUCUGUGUGGGGUUGCUGAUGGAUUGGUGCAAGGAGGAGUCGUUGGGAAUGCUGGGGAGUUGCCUGAGAGGUACAUGCAGGCUGUGGUAGCUGGCACUGCUGCUUCUGGUGUCCUUGUGUCAGUUUUACGAGUUCUAACCAAAGCUAUAUAUCCUCAAGAUGCUCGUGGACUCAGACAAAGUGCCAAUCUUUAUUUUAUUGUCAGCAUUGUGGCUGUCAAUGAAGAGAAGGAAGAGAAAGGUGACCUAACCGGAAAGCUAUGGAGAUCAACCUUAUGGGACAUCGUAGGAACAGUAAAAUGGUAUGGCUUCGGAAUCAUGAUUAUCUAUGUCGUGACAUUGAGUAUUUUUCCUGGAUCUGUUACAGAGGAUGUGAGCUCUGAGAUUCUCAAGGACUGGUACCCGAUCAUACUGGUUGCGGGCUAUAAUGUCUUUGAUCUGAUCGGUAAGUCUUCGACUCCCUUAUAUCUCAUAGAAAAUGCAAAAGUAGCAAUAGGUGCCUCCUUUGCAAGGUUAUUAUUUCUUCCCCUGUUCUACGGUUGCUUGCAUGGGCCUGAAAUCUUCAGAACAGAAAUUCCGGUUACAGUGUUGACCUGUCUUCUGGGGCUUACAAACGGAUACUUUACAUGUGUAUUAAUGAUUUUGACUCCCAAAACUGUUCAGUUGCAACAUGCAGAGACUGCAGGGAUUGUGCUUGUUUUGUACUUAGUAGUUGGUCUGGCAAUUGGUUCUGUAUUAUCUUGGUUUUGGGUCAUAUAG
This is a messenger RNA of Fraxinus pennsylvanica, 1887 nucleotides long. Lineage: Eukaryota; Viridiplantae; Streptophyta; Magnoliopsida; Lamiales; Oleaceae. The record is from the annotation of a GenBank genome assembly.